Tuber aestivum (summer truffle) is the source of this 1220-nucleotide messenger RNA. Lineage: Eukaryota; Fungi; Ascomycota; Pezizomycetes; Pezizales; Tuberaceae. The record is from the annotation of a GenBank genome assembly.
AUGAGGGAAAUUCUGCAAUCGUCUACCGGUGGCGCAAACGCCGGUUUUGCGGAGAAUAUUCUCAUCACUCUCCCGCAGAGAGAGCCCCCGGAGGGUUAUAACCGGCUCGUAAAGAGGUUUCCCAAUUAUACGUUCAACUUCUACGCUUUGAAGGAGUGGGAUGGGUUAUGGUACUUUGGUAUGCCCGACGAUAGCCCCCGACUUAACGGUAGGAGCUCGACUUCGUCAAGAUUUCUAUACACAGGACGCUGAUACUACUGAAAGAGUUGCUAAGACACGCAGCGGUAUUGCUUGUGGAUUGGACACUUCCGAAUAUCGAGCAAGUACCGAAUUUGAAGAUUGUUCAGUUGUCCUGUGCUGGCUUUGAUCGUGUAGUAAAGCAGCCUUUGUAUACCGAUACGAAGAUCACCUUUUGUACGGGUAAUGGCAUAUUCAGGUACCUUGCCUGCAGCUCCUCGUCUAUACCCCUCUGUCUAACUGAACUGGUACCAAAAUCGCCGAGCACGUCUUCCUGUCCCUCCUCUCAAUCCGUAAUUCCUUCGAUCAAUUGCUCUCUCAGCAGCACUCCCGCAUCUGGGACGACCUCGCCUACCCCCAUCCGAAAGACCUUUUAGGUACCACGCUCGGGAUCCUCGGAUAUGGGUCAAUCGGUAGACAAGUUGCACGAGUCGCGAACGGGCUAGGAAUGAAGAUCCAUGCAUACACUGCGUCUCCUCGACCAACGCCCGCAUCUAAGGUCGAUCGAGGGUAUAUUCUCCCGGGGACUGGCGAUCAGAACGGCAAAUUACCAGACGCUUGGUUCUCGGGUAUAGAUAAGUCUAGCUUGCACACCUUCUUAUCAGGCGUAGAUGUGCUCGUCUCCUCACUGCUACUUACCGAUUCAACAAGACACAUGCUAUCCGCUGCCGAAUUCGAAAUACUCGGGAAGAGAAAUGCCUACGUCGUCAAUGUGUCCCGCGGGGAUUAUCGAUCAUGAUGCACUAACGAAGGCGUUGAAAGUGGGCUUGUUGGCCGGGGCUUCACUAGAUGUUACAGAACCCGAGCCUUUACCCGCGGACAGUGAGCUUUGGGAUAUGAGGAAUGUGGUCAUCACCCCACAUAUAGGUAGUACUGGUAGGGGUUAUGCCAGGAGGGUCGUGGAUCUUCUUGAGGCGAGCCUUGGCAGGUUGAGUACUGGUGAAAGUAUGUUUAACAUUGUCCAGAGGGGGAGGGGGUACUGA